AUGCAAAUUGAGCAUCGGCUCACCCUCGAGAAGAUCAAGGCCGACCACCUGCGCGUUCGCUAUCCUGAUCCGCUGAAAAACAUGACCAGAGAGGUGGGAAUCCUCAAAGUCAAGGAUGACGACGAGCACAAGGUCGAGGCCGCUUUACCGCGGGUGAAUCUUCACCACUACGGAAGCAAGGGGCAUCCGCGACAAUUCGAUAUGGAGAGGGACUACAGGAGUGGCUUCCUAAUGUUCAGCCUGAUACAGAAGAGAUCAGGCAUCCGCGUGUACAAGGAGGGUUGCACGACGGAUAAAACCUUCGGUAUUCUGACGAACAUACACUUCAGCAUGAAAGAUGCGUAG
Molecule: messenger RNA, 345 nt
Organism: Alternaria incomplexa
Lineage: Eukaryota; Fungi; Ascomycota; Dothideomycetes; Pleosporales; Pleosporaceae
Exons: 2
Coding region: 1-345 (114 amino acids)
Source: RefSeq, a predicted model, not a curated record